AAAAAACACAAGUCAAGAAAUGGCUGUAUCACUUGCAAAAAAAAGAGAUUAAAAUGUGAUGAAUCAAAACCUCAUUGCUUAAAUUGCCAAAAGAAAAACUUGGUCUGUGGCGGCUACUCCAAAAAUUUUAAAUGGAAACCCUUCCAUGAAUCAAUAUCAACCAUAAACAAUUACUCAAACAACUCAAAAAUAAAUAAAAACAACAACAUCCUUAACAGAAAAUCCGCAAUAGACCCUUUAAUCCUCAAAAAUGCAUUAGAAGCUGCCACCAUCUCUCUAACCGGAAAAACUUAUAAAGAAAUUGAACAAAUUAAUAACAACUUAAACUCUGAUCUAUCAAGAAAUUCUUCAAAUGUCAACUCUCACGAUACUUCCAAAAACUUAUCAUCUAAAAUUACAAUUAAUAAUAACAACAACAAUAACAACAACAAUAAUACAAUUAAAAUAAAAAAUAAAAAAAUUGACGAUUUAAACAACAUCAGAGACAUCAAAAUUGUUCCAAUAGAUGAUAUAAUCAACAAUAAUCCUUCAAAUAACAAUAUCAAUAACAAUAAUAAUAUCAAUAACAUCAAUUCAAAUAACAACAACAGUAUAUCCUUUCCAAGCUCAAUCUUACACGCUAAUGACUUCACCUCCUCUCCAUUUCCCAUCUUCAACCACCAAAAUAACGAUAUAUCCAUAGACCAAAUAAUGCAACUACAAAGAUCAAACUCUGACGACUCAAAUAUAUCAAACAGCCCAAAUUCAACCGAAAGCCAAUUCAAUAACCUAACCCCAUUUUACCAGUCAACCACCAAUAAUAUCUCCAACAAUAAUCCCAAUGCUAACCCUAACCUUAACACUAACACCAACAUCUUCGUCAACAAAAACAACAACUUUCUUAACCAAAACAACUUCUUCAACCAAAAUACAAUGCCUAAUGUUAACGCCUUUCCCUUUUUCUCAAUUCCUGACGACAACCUCCAGAUUUUUCAGUCCUUAGACAGAUACACCUGUGGUAUAAUGUCAAUGAAAAAUGGUCCUAAUGAAAAUCCCUGGAGAGAGAUAAUGUUUCCCCUAGCUAGAAACUAUCCCGUCGUCUUCAAUGCUUUAGCUUCUUUGACCUUAUUCCAUAUUGCAAGAGGAAACCCUCAACUAAGAAACAAAGGCAUAGCUUAUAUGAAACAAUCCAUAAUGGAUCUCGCUAACGGUUUAAGUGAAAACUCAAUACCACCAGAUGUCGCUCUAGCUACCUGUAUAACUUUGGCUAAUAGCGAAUCCUGGGAUAGACACAUAAGUACUGGUAUAACCCAUUUAAAAGGCGCUAAAACUAUGAUCAUUCAAGUCUUGAGAAUUUUCCAAAAAAAUAAUUAUAAAAUCGAAAAUACUCAACACAUAUACGACGACGAUGAUGACGAUGACGAUAACGAUAACAACGCUAUUAAUAACAAUAACAAUGACGAUGAUGAUAACGACAAACAAAAACAAAUUCAAAAAAGAAUUCCUCCAGGCUUACAAUUCCUAUUCAACGGUUGGGUCUAUUUUGAUGUUUUGGCUAGAAUGACCUCUUCUAGUUGUGAUGGCGAUGAUUUAUCAUUCACCAUGCAUGACACUGAUAACGAUAACGCUCUCAUUGAAGAAAUAACUGUUAUUGACCAAGAUUCCUCAAAUGAUACAAUACAUAGGAAAAAAAGAAAUUCCGGCUCUAGUGCCAGAGAUUAUUUCAAAACAAUAUCUUUAAAAGGUGGCGACGAUAUUGAUCCAUUAUUAGGCUGUGCUCAAACAUUAUUCCCUAUUAUUGGAAGAGUCGCAACAUUAAUAUCUCAGGUUAGAAAACAAAAGCAAAAUACUCUACAAAUAGUUUCAACAGCUUCUAAUCUCAAAAAGAGUCUCGAAUUAUGGACUCCUGUUCCUUCUAUUUCAAUGACUCAAGUUAAAGAUCCCAAUUGGGACAUUGCUUCUUGUAUCGCUACAGCAGAAGCUUAUAGGUACUCAGCUUUGCUAUAUCUACAUCAAGCUGUUCCAGAAAUACCAUCGUUAUCAUCGCAUGAAUUGGCUGAAAAGGUUUUGAUGUUAUUAGCAUCCAUACCAACAUCUUCAAGGACUUGUACCACUCAUAUUUUCCCAUUAUUAGUUUCCUCGUGCGAGGGUUUACCUGGUCAAGAAAGAGAAUGGGUAAAAUCAAGAUGGGAAUUACUUUCCAAUAGAAUGUGGAUCGGUAACGUUGAUAGAUCAUUAGAAGUUGUCAAAGAAGUUUGGUUAAGAAAAGAUAUAAUGAAAAAAAGAAAACAAGAGGAACAAAUGUUGAAAGAAAGAGAACUUCAGCUCAAUAAUCAAAAAAAUACAGAAAAUAAUUUUGAUGGACAUGAUAUUUUAGCUAACAAAAUUGCAUCAAUUGCUGCUGCUGCUCAGGGAAUAGUUAGAAAUCAAAUCUCAACCGAUAACGAUAAUAAUAUUAAAAGCUGGACUCAUUGGAGCACAGUAAUGAGAGAAUGGGGUUGGGAAGUUUUGUUA
Messenger RNA from Ascoidea rubescens DSM 1968, 2493 nucleotides. Its product is annotated as Zn(II)2Cys6 transcription factor. The record is from RefSeq and is a predicted model, not a curated record. The annotation marks the transcript as partial. Gene Ontology annotation, molecular function: zinc ion binding; DNA-binding transcription factor activity, RNA polymerase II-specific; transcription cis-regulatory region binding. NCBI's taxonomy places the organism in Eukaryota, Fungi, Ascomycota, Saccharomycetes, Ascoideales, Ascoideaceae. The transcript has 4 exons. Gene Ontology annotation, biological process: positive regulation of transcription by RNA polymerase II. Gene Ontology annotation, cellular component: nucleus.